AUGAAUGAACAACAACAAAAACAAAUAUUCGAUAAUAGCACAAAACUAUAUUCUUUUAUCAUAUCAUCAUCAUCAUCAUCAUCAUCAUCAUCAUCAUCAUUAUCUCUAUCAACAGCUCGUUCACGUACUGUAAUUAAUGUUAUUUAUAUAUCAGGCAUUGUUUUUAUGAUAAUCGUGUUUCUUACUUUACUUUGGAUUAAUUUAUAUAGUCGAUGGUGUUGGUGUUGGCAUGAUACAUUUCUUAUUAAUAGAUUUUAUCGUGAAUGGGUAAUAAGACGUUCAAUGGCUAGCAGUACGGAUAUUUCAUUAUCAAAACAUCGACAACAAGAAAACUUAUCUAAUGAUAAUGAACUUCUUUCUUAA
Molecule: messenger RNA, 363 nt
Organism: Rotaria sordida
Lineage: Eukaryota; Metazoa; Rotifera; Eurotatoria; Philodinida; Philodinidae
Source: the annotation of a GenBank genome assembly